This is a messenger RNA of Morchella importuna, 1014 nucleotides long. RefSeq lists its product as uncharacterized. NCBI's taxonomy places the organism in Eukaryota, Fungi, Ascomycota, Pezizomycetes, Pezizales, Morchellaceae. The record is from RefSeq and is a predicted model, not a curated record. The transcript is spliced from 4 exons. The coding region runs from base 1 to 1014 and encodes 337 amino acids.
AUGGUUAGGGUUAAGAAACGUGAUUUGAGUGUUCAAUACCAGGUAGAGAGGAAGGAUCGCAUUCACAGGGCACUGACAAAGAAGGCAAAACUUAAAAAAUCCUGGAUAGUGCUAUCAUUAGAAUUUGGCAUACCUAUUUCUACGCUAAAUGAUAAGUUCAACUCUCGGCUUUACUUAAGAAAAACCAUCUGCCAUAGCCACACUAUUGCCUCCAACCUCGACACACUCCCGUCCCAACCCUUCUUCCCAUCCAUCCGUCGUCCUCCCCAGCUCUCCACCGCCGUUCCAUUCUCCGGUUUCACCUCCUCACUUCGCACGUCAUUCCGCGAACCACCCCAUAAACCCCUGGUCACAGCCACCACAACCACCACAACCAUGACACUCGGAACCGAAACCACCAACGUCCUCUACCGCAACCUCGACGCCCUCACCUACAUCCUCUCCCCUGAGCAGCUCAGCGCCAUGACCGAGUCCGAGCGCAGUACUGCGCUACGGACGCUCCUCGUCACGGCCAAAGCGGCGUCUCGGCUCGCCGAGGCCGUGUUUAUAGAUGCAUCGCCGGGAGGCGCUGUGGCGGAGACGACGGAGGAGGGGGAGGGGGAGGGGGAGCGUGAGGGAGGUGGCGCGGCGAAGAUCACCGAGGAGGAGGAGGAGAAGGGGGGUGGCCCGGUGGAGACCAGUGAGGAGGAGGUUAGGGGUGCUGCGGCAGAGACGACUAAGGAGGAGGGGAAGAGUGGUGCUGCGGCGGAGAGACCCGAGAAGGAGAUUAGGGGUGCCGCGGCGGAGACGCCUGAGAAGGAGGUUAGGGGUGCUGCGGAGGAGACGGAGGAAGUUGUGCUGUGGCCGCGGAAGGUGGCGAGGGAUACGGAGGGAGGGACGGUGGUGCUGGGCGGGGAGGGGGAGGCGGAUGCUAUAGUAGAGGUAGGGACAAAGAGGAGGAGUCUACUUUGGCUAGGAAGGCGGGCGGCGAGGGACUCGAAGGAGAUAGUGGUGAUAGGUGGGGAGACUUAUUGA